Molecule: messenger RNA, 591 nt
Organism: Hibiscus syriacus
Lineage: Eukaryota; Viridiplantae; Streptophyta; Magnoliopsida; Malvales; Malvaceae
Product: protein ABSCISIC ACID-INSENSITIVE 5-like
Exons: 3
Coding region: 1-591 (196 amino acids)
Biological process (GO): regulation of DNA-templated transcription
Molecular function (GO): DNA-binding transcription factor activity
Source: RefSeq, a predicted model, not a curated record
AUGGGUGAUAAUUCAUUAGAUUGGGCUAAUAUACUUGCUGGAUCACCAGAUUCUGAUGAAAUAACGUCUCUGUUAAUUAAUGAUUUCAAAUCUAAAAAUCCAGAAGAUGAACAGCUGCAGGACAGCAGCAAAUUCCUACUACAACGUGCAACAAUGGAACUAUACCAGCAGAACAAUCAUGGUGUUAUGAGAGAUGUUGAAACUGGAUCUUCUUCUUUCUUAAAUGAUCAGAAUAAUAUGAUGAGCAUUGGAGUGUGUUUGGUGAAUCCACUAGGGUUCCCUUAUAGACCUCAAAUGCAGGUUUUGCCUGCACAUGCACCAUCAGGAAGUGGUCUUCAAUGGUCCGGUUUACUUUUUAACAUUAAAGGGAGAAACAGAAUGCAAGAAGCCAUUGGAGAGGCUCAGCAAAGGAAGAAAAUGAAUAAGAUCAGAAACAGAAUUUCAGCAGCAAAAUCUCGAGCAAAGACUCAGGAGCGUACAAGGUUUCUGGAAGAAAAAGUGGAGCAUUUGAGAAAUGAGAAUGCACAUUUGAAGAAAUUACUUUCCCCGGAAAGAAAAGGGAUUGAAGAAAAAAGGCAAAGCAGUGUUUAG